Molecule: messenger RNA, 1481 nt
Organism: Zalophus californianus (California sea lion)
Lineage: Eukaryota; Metazoa; Chordata; Mammalia; Carnivora; Otariidae
Gene: C1QTNF8
Product: C1q and TNF related 8
Exons: 5
Coding region: 309-971 (220 amino acids)
Molecular function (GO): protein binding
Source: RefSeq, a predicted model, not a curated record
CUGGCCCCCCCAGGAGCUCUGAGCCCGUGGAGGUUCAGACAGGGGCCCUCUGCCCUCCUGAGCCGCCUGCAGGAUCCUGCAGAGGAAGUGUCCCUUCCUGCCACCACAGAAGCACAGCACUUGUCACUCCAGCAAUGACCAGAGCCCCAGCUUUUUCCUCCGUGUGCCCUGGACACUGUCCCUGUGCGGCUGGCCGGCUCUGCCCUGAGUGAACUGGAAAGUUUGUCCUCUUGUGGAGACAAAUCACCAGGCCGUGGAGCUGAGGGACGGCUUCCUGGAAUCCCGGCCGCCACCGCCUGGCCAGGCUCAUGGGAAAGGCUCUGGCACGGAUGGCAGCCUCCGGCCUCCUGCUCCUCCUGGGGCUGCCUGUGGGGGCCUGGCCCGGCCUGGGGCUGCCCCGAAGGCCAUGUGUGCAGUGCUGUUGCCCGCCUGGCCCCCGGCCGCCCCCGACACCUACACCCCCCGGAGCGCUGGGGAGCAGUGGGUGCCCCGCGUGCAGCCCGCCAUCAACAUCUCCAUCCUCAAAGGUGAGAAGGGCGAACCGGGGGUCAGAGGUCCCUCUGGUAGGAGCGGGAAGGAGGGUCCGCCGGGCUCCCUGUGUCAGUGUGUCUAUGCGGCCUUCUCUGUGGCUGGCAGGAGGGCCUGCACAGUGCCCACCGCUUCCAGGCCGUGCCCUUCAACAUAGAGCUGGUGAACCUGGACAGGGCCUUCCACCCAGCGUCCGGUCGCUUCCUGUGUGCCGUGCCCAGCGUCUACUUCCUGAGCCUCAACGUGCACACGUGGAACUACAAGGAGAUGUACUUGCACAUCAUGUGCAGCGGGCGGGCUGCCGCCAUGCCCUACACGCAGCCUGGCGAGUGCGGCGUCAUGCAGACCCAGAGCCUGCUGCUGCCCCUGGCAGCCUGAGACACCAUCUGGGUGCGCGUGUUCCAGCAGGAACGCGACAACGCCAUCUACGUUUUGUAGACUAACGCUGGACACAACCUGGAAAAGUGAAUAGACAGGAUUCUAGAACAUUCUGACCCAGCCUAGGAGACACUGGAGCAGAGCCUGAAGAUACAGUAGUGAACACUGUGGCAGAGACCGAGGACACCCCGAGGACGAGAGUGGCCGGGGUGUCCACGAGGCAGGAGGCUGUGACACCUCCACGUGACGUGCAUCCCAUGUGCUAACGCACAUUCCAGUGGAGUAAAAGUGUCACCAGCAAGACAGCCACUGAACACAAGUGGGACACACCCUCUCCACGGGGGCAUGAUCCACAACGGCCAAAACAGGGGAGGCACGGAAAAACGUGAUCCAUCCAUACAAUGGAAUGUUACUCAAGACAGACCAACAGGGGUGGGCCACAGGGGUGGGCCACAGGGGUGGGCCCGGAGGGCAUCGCGCUCGGGGAGAUAAGCCUGUGGCAGGAAGACAAAUAGGGCGGUAUUCCGCUUCUCGAGGCCCCUCGAGCCGUCAGAUCCCUGGAGACAGAAGGUGGA